Molecule: messenger RNA, 2934 nt
Organism: Echinops telfairi (small Madagascar hedgehog)
Lineage: Eukaryota; Metazoa; Chordata; Mammalia; Afrosoricida; Tenrecidae
Gene: LINGO4
Product: leucine rich repeat and Ig domain containing 4
Exons: 2
Coding region: 578-2359 (593 amino acids)
Molecular function (GO): protein binding
Source: RefSeq, a predicted model, not a curated record
CUUUAUUUAUUUAUUUUGCACCAACAGGGUUGCUGCAGACUCAUUCUCUCCUGGUUUAAAAAGAGAGAGAGGAGGAGGAAAAAAGAGAGAGAGUAGAAAUGCUUGCUGGCUCUUCUCUCUCCCUCGGUCUGGUCCCUCUGUCUUGGCAGCCGCAGCUGCAGUAGCAGCAGUGGCCGAGCGGGCAGUGAGGAGUGAGACGUGGGCCGGGAGGUGAGGGGCCCAGGGUGCGGGUCCGAUGGGACAGGGCCCCCAGCCCUGCGCGGAUGUGGUGCCCAACUUGAUGCCGCCCUCCUGCUUUUCCGAGAGCAGAUUUGACUGGGGAGCUACUGAGACUGGGGAUGCUCUCCAGGACUGGAAGGGGAAAACCCAGGUUCCCCAAAGACAACCCAGCAGGCCCCCCCAGCUGGUGAGAUGGUGUACUCCUGUCUGCUCCUGCAUCCACUUGCUGGCCAUGCCGAGAUGGACAGGCCAAUCUCUGCCCGCUCUGAGGAGGCCCAGGGACACCCAGGGUUAGCAUCCUCUCAAGUCACCUUCCAAACAGGGCCAUACUGUCAUCUGUUCCAGGACUGAAGAGGGGAUGGACGCCAUCGCAGUUCCCCAGCUGGCCUGGCCCCCGGGGCUACUCCUCCUGCUCUUGCUCCUCCUGCCCGGGGCGGGCAGUGGCGGCUGCCCCACCGUGUGCGACUGCACCUCCCAGCCCCGCGCCGUGCUCUGCGACCACAGGAGACUGGAGGCUGUGCCCGGGGGGCUCGCGCUGGACACGGAGCUCCUGGACCUGAGUGGGAAUCGCCUGUGGGGACUUCAGCGCGGCAUGCUUUCCCGCCUGGGCCUGCUCCGGGCACUGGACCUCAGCUACAACCAGCUCUCCACCCUUGAGCCGGGGGCCUUCCACGGCCUGCAGAGCCUGCUCACCCUGAGGCUGCAGGGCAAUCGGCUCCGAAUCUUGGGGCCGGGGGUCUUCUCCGGCCUAUCUGCCCUCACGCUGCUGGACCUCCGCCUCAACCAGAUUGUCCUUUUCCUGGAUGGGGCUUUUGGGGAGCUGGGCAGCCUUCAGCAGUUGGAGGUCGGGGAUAACCACCUGGUGUUUGUGGCCCCGGGGGCCUUUGCAGGGUUGGCCAAGCUGGGCACCCUCACCCUGGAGCGCUGCAACCUCAGCACGGUGCCCGGCCUGGCCCUGGCCCGCCUCCCGGGGCUGGCGGCCCUGCGCCUUCGAGAACUGGACAUCGGUAGGCUGCCAGCUGGGGCGCUUCGGGGGCUGGGGCAGCUUCGGGAGCUGGAGAUCCACCACUGGCCAUCGCUAGAGGCUCUGGAGCCUGGGAGCCUGCUGGGGUUGAACCUCAGCAGCCUGGCCAUCACCCGCUGCAACCUGAGCUCCGUGCCCUCCCAGGCGCUGCACCACCUGAGCUUCCUCCGAGUCCUGGACCUCUCCCAGAACCCCAUCUCGGCCAUCCCCGCGCGGACGCUCAGCGCCUUGGUGCGGCUGCAGGAGCUCCGCCUGUCUGGGGCGUGCCUCAACUCCAUCGCCGCCCACGCCUUCCACGGCUUGACCGCCUUCCAUCUCCUGGACGUGGAAGACAACGCCCUCCAGACGCUGGAGGAAACCGCCUUCCCGUCUCCGGACAAGCUGGUCACGCUGCGCCUGUCCGGCAACCCCCUGACCUGCGACUGCCGCCUCCUCUGGCUGCUGCGCCUCCGGCGCCGGCUGGACUUUGGCUCAUCGCCUCCGGCCUGUGCCGGCCCCCAGCACGUCCAGGGCAAGAGCCUGCGGGAGUUCUCUGACAUCCUACCUCCGGGACACUUCACCUGCCAGCCGGCGCUGAUCCGCAAGUCUGGGCCCCGGUGGGUCAUUGCAGAGGAAGGGGGCCAUGCCGUCUUCUCCUGCUCCGGAGAUGGGGACCCCAUCCCCACGGUCUCCUGGAUGAGGCCUCAGGGGGCUUGGCUGGGAAGGGCUGGCAGGGUAAGGGUCCUGGAGGACGGGACCCUGGAGAUCCGCUCCGUGCAGCUGCGGGAUCGAGGCCCCUACAUCUGCAUGGUCAGCAACGUGGCGGGGAACGACUCCCUGAGGACCUGGCUGGAGGUCAUCCAGGUGGAACCACCCAACGGCACCCUCUCUGACCCCAACAUCACCACGCCAGGGAUCCCAGGGCCCUUCUCCCUGGAUAGCCGCGGGGUGGCCAUGGUGCUGGCGGUGGGCUUCCUGCCCUUCCUCACCUCGGUGACCCUCUGCUUUGGCCUCAUUGCCCUCUGGAGCAAGGGCAAGGGCCGGGUCAAACACCACAUGACCUUUGACUUCGUGGCACCCCGGCCCUCCGGGGAUAAUAACUCCGGAGGCAACCGGGUCACUGCUAAGCUCUUCUGACUUUUGCCCUCAAACAGCGGCCAGUCAAGCCAGCUUCGGAUGCCAAAGGGGGAGGUGCAGGAGGAGACAGGGCCACUUUGAUCAUAAACCUCGUCCCCCAAGCACAGACCUCUGACACCUCUUGCCUGAGUCAGACCAGCAAGUGAUGAUACCUCCGGACAGAGUUUGAGGGGGCCAUCCCCAGCCCAUCCCUGAGGGCUGAAGAGGUUCCAGCCGGUCUGCAACCCCGCCGACACCACACUCACAAAGCCGGGCACAGAACCCAGGCACCCAGGCGCCAGUCUCAGCACCAGGCUUUCCUCAUGCAUCCGCACUCGGAGCUUGUCCCAAGUGUACUAUUGCCAGCCUGUUAGAUUACUCCAGGGGAGUCCUGCCUGCAUCUCCCAAGUCAGAUCCACGCCCCCCCCCAACGCCCCCCCACCCAGUGCCCAAACCCCUGAGGCUGAGAGCGGGGCUCAAGUGUGGGAUGGGGAGUGGGGGGUCUGAGGACACAAUGGUACCGUCUGCAUGCGCCUCUGCCUCUCACAUCAUUAAACCUGCUGCCCAAAGCCAUGGCCGUAGCUGCCCAAACCAUA